AUGGCAAGCGUCACCGUCGCUUGCCAGGGCUACGAGCAGCUCUACGUUGGCGUCGAAAUUCAAGACAGCGAGGCGGCUGUGCUUUCCUCAUCCAGCGGAGCCACCAGCCAAUUGCUUUCCGCUUCCGGAACCGUAAAAUGUGGGGCCGACGGCACUUGGCCAGCCGGAGCGACCGGGAAGUUCUCGUGUGAAGGUAUCUGGGGUGCCUGGACAACUAUUGGAAGUGUCGUGCUGGGAGGUCCCUUCCUGAAUCUGACGUGCGGAAUGUGCGCGACGGUACCGCAGAACAGGACGUGUCUUUCGCAUGCUUAUGGGUGUCCUUGCAGUGGAGCCUCUACUCAAAACAACUGGAUUUCGAAUAUACUGUGCGAGUUCCCGAAUCAUGCUUGCUGCGGCGAUAAUGUGAAGGGGAAGGAUACGACUCUGAAGAAAUAUGUGGCCUCUGGAAUCCAUGGAGCUCGUGGACAGCAUGUCCCGGAUUCUGCGGGAUGUGCGCGAUACAACAGAGAACGCGGACUUGCGCGUCGAAGCCCUAUGGAUGUCCAUGCAGUUCGCAACGGGCUCUUUAAUAGUCUUUCGCCUGAAGAAAAUUUUGGCCGUUUCUACAAUGCGCUCGCUAUUGAGGCAAUUUGCCCGUCUAAGAUAAGGGUCGGCGGACUUGGAGAUGGCGGGAAAUGGGUCUGUAAUCCUUGGAAAUUGCCGAAACCCUGCGUCGUCUAUUCCCUCGGCCUGAAUGACGUCGUGGUUUUCGAAGAGGAGUUGCAGAAGAUUGCGACAAAUAGCUGCAAAAUCUAUGGAUAUGACAUGAAGAAUCAAAAACCUUGGACCGUCAGUUUAUACAAUGCGAUCAACGGGGAAUUGCGGCAAGGUCUGAUCACGUCAUCCGGUAACCAUAGCUUCUCGAACAGUAUCGUUAUCGGUGAAGAAGUAGAGGAGCGGGGGAAUCACCAUAUCGAUAUUUUCAAAAUCGAUAUCGAAGGUUCGGAAGCUUCUGUGAUGCCGGAAUUCUUGAACUCAACGAGACCAUGUCAAAUCCUAAUCGAAACGCAUCAGAAUCCACAAGCAACCUUUCAACUCCUCUCUACCAUCAGUGCGGCUGACUACUGGCUAUAUUCCUACGAAAUCAACCCGGGUGGAUUCAAAUUCUGUGAAUAUUCCUUCAUCCACGAGGGUUGCCUCGCGGAAUUUGGUGCUGUGAAAUUGGCAAAAUAUUUGGUGUUG
Mesorhabditis spiculigera is the source of this 1221-nucleotide messenger RNA. Lineage: Eukaryota; Metazoa; Nematoda; Chromadorea; Rhabditida; Rhabditidae. The record is from the annotation of a GenBank genome assembly.